AUGGUCGUGGACGUGGACAUGGACGUGGACGUGGACGAAGACAUGGACGUGGACAUGGACGUGGACGUGGUCGUGGACGUGGACGUGGACCUGGUCGUGGACGUGGAAGUGGACGUGGACGUAGACGUGGACGUGGACGUGGACCUGGACCUGGACGUGGACGUGGACGUGGACGUGGACGUGGACGUGGACCUGGACGUGGACGUGGACGUGGACGUAGACGUGGACAUGGACGUGGACGUGGACGUGGACGUGGACGUGGACAUGGACGUGGACGUGGACGUGGUGGACGUGGACGUGGACGUGGACAUGGACGUGGACAUGGACGUGGGCGUGGACGUGGACGUGGGCCUGGACGUGGACAUGGACGUGGACAUGGACGUGGACGUGGACAUGGACGUGGACAUGGACGUGGACAUGGACGUGGACAUGGACGUGGACAUGGACGUGGACGUGGACAUGGACGAAGACGUGGACGUGGACCUGGACGUGGACGUGGACGUGGACGUGGACUGGACGUGGACGUGGACGUGGACAUGGACGUGGACGUGGACAUGGACGUGGACGUGGACAUGGACGUGGACGUGGACAUGGACGUGGACAUGGACGUGGACAUGGACGUGGACAUGGACGUGGACAUGGACGUGGACAUGGACGUGGACAUGGCCGUGGACGUGGACGUGGACAUGGACGUGGACGUGGACGUGGACAUGGACGUGGACGUGGACGUGGACGUGGACGUGGACAUGGACGAGGACAUGGACGUGGACGUGGACAUGGACGUGGACAUGGACGUGGACGUGGACAUGUUCGUGGACGUGGACGUGGACAUG
Molecule: messenger RNA, 833 nt
Organism: Closterium sp. NIES-65
Lineage: Eukaryota; Viridiplantae; Streptophyta; Zygnematophyceae; Desmidiales; Closteriaceae
Source: the annotation of a GenBank genome assembly